AUGUUCAGCAGCAACACUCAAUCCUCCUCUCAACCUGAAUUCAAAAGCCACGCGGUUGCUCAAAGCUACAAUAACAAGGCUGCUAGCUGUAUCGACGAUGGAAGAUACGAGCAUGCGAUUCGCUACCUUGCUAAAGCGUUUCAACUGUCAAGCCAUUCUUCUGAUGGAACGCAAAGCCCUCCAACAAACUUUGGCGGCCAUUCCUUGCAAGCUUGCUUGCGAUACUCCCGCUCUUCAUUUUCAAGUCAAGACUUGGAGAAACAGCUAUCAUCAGACAAAAAGGAUUCCUCUGAAGGUUUCAUCCACAGAGUUCCUCUGCGCAUUUCUACUCAUUUCAUCGACAUGCCCAUGGGGUCUCUGUUUUCCUUCAUUUUGACUUACAACAUGGCUCUUGCACACCACCUCAGCGCCAUGGGUGAGACUAAAGAAAACCAACGAAGACGCAAACUACAAAAGGCGCUGAAACUGUACGAACUAUCCUACAGAUGGCAUGUCCAAGAAGAAAUGAACUGCCUCGCCUUUUCCAUGAUCAUUGCCAAUAACCUUUCCGAAAUCCACAGAGUGGCCAAUAACGAGCGAAAGCGUCAAAUGUGUCUACAGAACCUUCUAAGCACAAUGAUGUACGUUCACAUGGUUGAUUACAACCGUGGUGGUGAGGUUGGGGAAAUGGAUGGCUUUGUGCAAAAUACAUCACCGCUUAUAUUGAAGGGGCAAUGCGCUGGUGCAGCAUGA
Messenger RNA from Cylindrotheca closterium, 732 nucleotides. The record is from the annotation of a GenBank genome assembly. Lineage: Eukaryota; Bacillariophyta; Bacillariophyceae; Bacillariales; Bacillariaceae.